UGAUGGCUCACAAACGAGGGGGGUGUAUUAAUCCAUGCAUAUUGGGUUAUGCGAAGCUCCACACAAAGCUUGGCAGUACUUUAUAGCCCAAAGCCCUGAGAUGACCUUCCCACUGGUACAGCCUUUAUGGCUGAUUUAGCUUUCUGAUAAAACUCAUGUUCCUCCUGCCAUUUUAUGAAGCUCUGCUGUUGUGUGAUUCACGGUCACAGCUGGAGAACUUCAGUAUCCACGGGGCUGAACAUUUUUACUGGAAGACUGGAGUGCAUGCAGAUUAAAUGCUUGUGCAAUUCCGACGUUCAGACAAUCAACACAAAGAAAAUGUGCUCAACAAAUCCGGAAAGUUGGGUGACCUUUGACGAUGACAAUCCGUUCCAAACUCCCCAGAAGUCGCUCGUGUUUCCACGCGACAACCAUUACAUUCCUAGAUCAAGAGGCCUGAAACUGAGUCUGUCACAUGACCAGACCAGCGCGUCUUCCUCCAACUCCAACACUCCUCACACAUCUCCCAUCAUUGAUUUCAUGAGCCCCGGACCUCCUUAUAAUUCCCCUCUGUGCACACCCAUGAAAGACAGUCCAGCCACUCCAUGCACCCCUAAGGCAGGAUCUUCAAACUUGUACCCCAUUCCCGAGGUUCUACUGAUUCAACCUUCUUCGUCGUCUGAGACAUCAACUUUGCUGGCAGCAAACCAAACAUCAAGCAUUCCAUCACCUGCGUUUUCAAGUCUACAUGAUUCAAGUCCGAAGUUGAAAACGAUGAAUUAUUUAGGUAGCUCAAGGAGUCCGCAUUUACAUCAAUCACAGAACAACUGCGCGUUUUCAAGCCCGUUUUGGAACAAUGACAUCACAGAUAUCGUUUGUUCCGUCGACGCAGGUAAUGCGAUAGACUCUCAGAUAAAAGAUAAAAUUCCUGCAAAACAAGAAAACAACGCAACAGAGAAAGACACAUCUAAUAACCAGAGAAGCCUUAACCAGUGUUCUUUCAGCUACGUGUGUGAAAGGCUUGAGCACUUAAAGACUGACCCACCUGACAACUCGAAGCCUCAUCUUGCCUGUGCCGAAAGAAAUAGACCUUCAUUUAUUCCGCAAAGCCUCUUUAGAAGUCAGAAGAAAGAUGGGUGGCCUUUCAUGUUGAGGAUUCCGGAAAAAAAAAACAUGAUGUCUUCCAGGCAGUGGGGACCUAUUUACCUGAAAGUUCUGUCUGGUGGAAUUCUGCAAAUGUUUUAUGAAAAGGGCCUUGAGAAACCCUUCAAAGAGUUUCAGCUUCAUCAAUUCUGCAGGCUUUCAGAACCCAAGCUGGAAAACUUAGGAGUUUCAGAGAAAAUACACUCCGUUAAGAUAGAAAAUGUAACUUACGCCGAGAAAAGGAAAUACCACCCGAAACUCGACGUGGUCCACGAAGCCGAAAUUGAGCAAAUGUUAAAAUUAGGCACCACUGAUUACUGCGAUUUAACCGAUUUUAUCGUGACGAUAGAGGAAGAGUUGAUGAUGAUCUCGCCGGUAAUGAAGCAAAAGAGAACUUAUGAAGAGCCGGAAAUGUCGGUGGAAGUAGUGGACAAUUUUUGGGCAGAAGUCACCAAAGAUGGAAAACUACAAGACAAGGCAGUGCUGUCUCAAGUGUACUGUCUUUGUUUCAUUAACAGUGGUGUAGAGUGUUUCUUGACCAUGAACGACUCCGAGCUGCAAAGAGUGUCGGAAAAUUACUUUGGAAAGGACAAUGAUGAAAAACUGAUCGAUAUUUCUGAGUAUCAUUUCCAUAAAUGUGUUAAAAAGCACGAAUUUAGUAAGUCCAGGAUAGUUAAAUUCACCCCCGUAGACGGAUGUAGGUUUGAGCUGAUGCGGUUUAAAACUCCUUGUAUAGUAGAAGAACUUCCUUUUUCUUUGAAAAGCUUGGUUGUGGUCCAGGGGGCCUAUGUGGAGCUUCAAGCUUUCCUGAACAUGUCUGCUAGAGUCUUGGCUUCUCCGCAGACACAUUUUUGUGAGAAUAUAACCAUCCAUUUCCCAGUUCCUGCACCGUGGGUAAAAGCACUAUGGACGGCAAGUCUUCAGAGACAGAGGUCCCUGAAGACCAAGAUGAACCGCAGAGCUUGCCUAGGGUCCACAUAUGAAAUUGAAUCUGAGCCUGUAAUACAAGUGACAAUCGGCACAGCUAAGUACGAGUAUGCCUACAAGGCUGUUGUAUGGAAGAUGGACAGACUCCCAGAUAAAAAUUCUAGUCCAGAUCAACCACACAGUUUAUCCUGCAAGCUUGAGCUGGGAUCAGACCAGGAGAUUCCCCGUAACUGGAAUCCCGUGGCGACGGUGCAGUUUGUCACGCCGGCUACAUGCGUCUCCGGGGCGGAGGUGAAAUCGAUGGGCAUCGAGAGUGAUAUCCAGCCCCAUAAACACGUCUUGCAGAAAGCUUGCUACAACAUACAGGUGGAGAUUGAGAGGAAACGUAUUCCAGUGAGUGGAGAAGAUCUGGACAGAGCUGGAGAUUGUAUAACACAGUGAUAGCGGAGGAACCUGUUGAUACAUUGAAUUCCCUAUAAACAUGUCAUGGUGACCUGUACAAUGCACAGGACUUCCAUUGCUGGGUACUCUGUACAGGUGUAGAGACUUAUAAAUGUGACUUACCCUCCAAUACACAGAUGACAGUGAUCGCACACACGAACGAUUGUCAUCUAUAUGACAGUUUGAAACGUAAUUCUUUCUAUUUUUAUUAUAUACGACACACUGCAUUGUUUAUGUAUUUAUCCAAAUGUGCUGUACUGGGGUUUGAUGAUUGAUGGUGCACAUUACUACGUUUCAACAUUAAAUGUACAAUUCAUAGCAAUAAUUACAGCCGUAUAUUGAGAAACUAAAA
This is a messenger RNA of Rana temporaria (common frog), 2842 nucleotides long. RefSeq names its product stonin 1 (gene STON1). Gene Ontology annotation, cellular component: synaptic vesicle; AP-2 adaptor complex. Gene Ontology annotation, biological process: synaptic vesicle endocytosis; regulation of endocytosis; clathrin-dependent endocytosis. Lineage: Eukaryota; Metazoa; Chordata; Amphibia; Anura; Ranidae. The record is from RefSeq and is a predicted model, not a curated record. Gene Ontology annotation, molecular function: clathrin-cargo adaptor activity.